This is a messenger RNA of Trichoplusia ni (cabbage looper), 1783 nucleotides long. Its product is annotated as G protein-activated inward rectifier potassium channel 1-like. Gene Ontology annotation, cellular component: plasma membrane. The transcript is spliced from 3 exons. NCBI's taxonomy places the organism in Eukaryota, Metazoa, Arthropoda, Insecta, Lepidoptera, Noctuidae. The record is from RefSeq and is a predicted model, not a curated record. The coding region runs from base 147 to 1298 and encodes 383 amino acids. Gene Ontology annotation, biological process: potassium ion import across plasma membrane; regulation of monoatomic ion transmembrane transport. Gene Ontology annotation, molecular function: inward rectifier potassium channel activity.
AGGUAGCAUCAGUUUGUGAUGGUGUUUCAAGAAUGGUAGACGUUAGGAACCUUUUCAUGAUUAAUGCAGUGUUUGCACGCGACGUGUGUAUUUGGGCUAGCGAACAAAUUGACAGUGAAACUACUUGACAGGAGUCGAAAGCAGACAUGAUGGAAAGUGACAAAGUUAUAUUUUCUAAUGAUUAUUUCGAUGAAAGUGAAGUUAAUUCGCUGGCAGACGCAGCAUUCUUGGAACCAGGCGUAUAUUAUCCUAAACACAAAGCAUCUCAUCACAAAAGGACUUCUCGGUCGCAAAACAAAAGAUUCGUUUUUAAGAAUGGAGAAUUUAAUAUCGACAAAGGGCUGUCCAAUCACCAGGGAUUCUUCUCGCGGUGGUUCGUCACCAUGGUCGAAGCACGUUGGAGGUGGACCCUGGUCCAUUUCUUCCUCGCCUUUACUGGGGACUGGCUUUUCUUCGGACUUAUUUACUGGAUGAUAGCCUUAACACAUGGAGAUUUAACUGAAGACCAUCUACCUCAUAACCAAAAUAGCUCAAACUGGACCCCUUGUGUAGAAAACAUUUACGGGUUCACCUCAACAUUCCUAUUCAGUGUCGAAGUUCAUACCACCGUUGCUUACGGUAAAAGAUCUAUAACCUUAGAAUGUCCACAGACAAUUACUGCUAUGUGCUUCCAAUGUAUUGUGUGUUCAUUUUUCCAAGCGUUUAUGAUUGGGAUUUUAUUCGCGAAAUUGACGAGACCAAAAGGAAGAACGCAAACAAUUUUGUUUAGCAAGCGAUCAGUGGUCACUUUAAGAGAUGGAAAACUUUGUAUGAUUUUCAGAGUAGGAGAUAUGAGGAAGUCGAGAAUACUGAAUAUCAAAUCAACCGUCUUUGUAUUAAAGUUAGGUGAAGAUCAUAACGAGGAUUAUGAGCAAAGAGAAUUAGAAGUUGAAAUGGAUGGAUGUGAAUCUACAUUUUUCCUUUGGCCAGUAUCUGUGAUACAUGUAAUUGAUGAGAAGAGUCCAUUCUACAAUAUUUCUGCUGCUGAUUUGUUAGUUGGGAAAUUUGAGAUUUUGGCAAUUUUCGAAGGAGUGAUUGAAUCUACUGGACAGUCAGUGCAAGCUAGAACAAGUUAUACUGAAAAUGACAUUUUGUGGGGACACCGUUUCGUGAAUAUGGUGAACAGUGAUAAUGAUAAAAAUGUUUAUGACGUAGAUUUCUCUAAAUUGUGUGAAACUGAACGAGUUGAUACUCCUUUAUGUUCGGCUAGUGAAUUCAAAUCUAUGUUAUCUUUAUUUGAUCUAGAUACGUUAAUUUAAUUGUAUGAUGAUUAUUUUGAGAGGUUUUAUUUUUAAGUAGGUAUGAAUUUAAUUUACUUUGUUCAAUAUCAUUUUGACAUUAUCUUUUUCAUUUUUAUUACGCAGUAGCGCUGGUAAAGAACUUGAAACCUCUGACAGGACUUGUACUAGCUAAGCCUAGGUCAGUGAUCUCAGUAGCUUAGUUGGGUAAGUGACUGGCACGUACAUCCAAAGUAUGCAUGAUGGUCCUGUCGUAGGUUUGAACGUUUUAUUUCUAUUUAAUUGCAAAUUGUCAAUGACCUCAUCGUCUUUGAUUUCUACGGAUGGGUUUUCUUAUCUUGUACCUACAUAAUCUUUUUUACAUGAUGUUGUAUAUGGUUUCGAAUAUUUAGUUCUAAUUAAGAAGCAAUUAGAAAAUGUGUACAAUAUAAAUAUGCUGAGUAUUUUAUGAGUCUUGUGAUCUAUGCUAAAUUGAAAAACAAUGAAACAGAAAUACAAAAUACAAA